AUGUCGUUUCUCGCGAAACUCGGCCUAAUAUGUUUUCUGUUCGCGAGCUGGACUUCAUGCUUCACCGAGUUCAUACGCCCUCCAGAGUGGGACGAAGAUCAAGACGCCGACCAGGAUAUGACGAAAAAUAACCGUUACGAUGAUGGCGAAACCAUCCCCAUCAUCUUUAACUCCAACAUAAAAAGAGUCGACCUCUACGUGUAUCAAGUCUUAGACACCCCAGGCUCUGGAGAGAGUAAGCGCGGUCUAUUGAAAGGCGACAGCGAACCCAAUUCUAACGGCUGGAACUGGAAGGCUCAAUACGAUGCCUCCAACGUGACCAAGAAUGGGGAAGAUUGCAUUUAUUGGUUCGAGGUAAUUGAUACCGAACAUCGCGGGACACUGGCGCAAUCUCAAUACGUAAAUGUCAGCGCACCGAAACUAGACGAGACAGAAACUGCCAUUGCGUCUACGACAUCGACAACUCUCGCCGUUGAGACCACAAUAAGCGCGACGGAUACGUCACCGAGCGACGAAGCGAGUUCUACAUCACCGAGCGAUGAAGCGAGUUCCACAUCAGAGCCAAGUUCGAAAUCUGGAUUAUCUCAAGGGGAAAUUGCUGGCGUUGCAGUUGGCGCCACAAUUGGAGCCCUAUUAAUUCUUGGUGGUAUGGGUUGGAUGGUCUGGAGAAGGCGGGCGAGAAGGAAGAAUGAUGCGGCAGUGGCAGAGCUUCCUGGGGAUCACAACCAAGACCAGCCUUACUCCGAGAGACCAAAGAGUGAACUACCUGCUGAGCCAGUAGUAUUUCCUUUAGAAAGACCUAAAAGUCCUCCUAGAAUCUAUGAGGCACCGUAA
Molecule: messenger RNA, 834 nt
Organism: Fusarium poae
Lineage: Eukaryota; Fungi; Ascomycota; Sordariomycetes; Hypocreales; Nectriaceae
Exons: 2
Coding region: 1-834 (277 amino acids)
Source: RefSeq, a predicted model, not a curated record